UGCAGCUGUUGGCGUUUAGCCGCUAGGCGCUGCAAAGCCUCGAAUAUUUUCUUUGUUUUUUCAUCGCACUUUUCUGAAAUCGAAAUUAAUUUUCACUUCGUGCCAGUUAAGAGCCGGCCGAUAAUCUCGCGUUCCAUCAGAUCGAAUCGAUUCGUUACACGCGCCGCAAUGUGCCCGAAACUCGGACUACUCGUUGUAGUUUUGCUGCUUUUUCAGUGCCUUGAAGCAAAGAAGAAAAGACCGACCGACAGUGCCGCACUGUCCACCUAUGUGGAAGACCUAAAAGCCGUCCUGCAGGACACUUGGGACGCGCUAAUUGAACUGGUUCCGGCAGCGCCCCAAGCCAAACACAAAAAGAAGAAAAAGGACAACAGUUGGAGCCUGAACGACUACGUGAAAUCAGCGACGAAGAAAUUCAAUCGUUUCUACAAGUCUUUGGGGGCGUUCCAGUUGGGCAGAACGAAGCAGCCCCAAAAAGACCUCAACAGCGACGACGUCUUUACUGUUGAGCUGUUUGCAGCCGAAGUGAUCGAACGCGCCACGUGGGGCUUUAUUAAUAUUGUGGAGAGUUUUGGACAAAAUGACUCGAGUUAGAGCACAGGCAAACGCGCAUUUCUUUAUCAUUCGUUCCGCUCGUCUGAUACGCAGAUUUACGGUAAAAGGCUCACCUGUUGGGCGUGGUUUGCGUUAACACUCGGCACUCUGGCAGGCGUGUGAUCCGUGGAACUGCCCUUAUCUUCGGCCUCCAACGACCAGGCGCAGACCGUCAGGAAACCUGCAGUUGUGCUUUGGCGCGACGAUAAUGGGAUUCUUAAUCUGGCAAAAUUAGUUAAGUUAGUCUAAGCUUUGCUCAAUUUUAAUUGCCUAAACUAAGAAGUCUAACCGUAAA
This is a messenger RNA of Dendroctonus ponderosae (mountain pine beetle), 889 nucleotides long. RefSeq lists its product as uncharacterized. The transcript is spliced from 2 exons. Bases 169 to 594 code for a protein of 141 amino acids. NCBI's taxonomy places the organism in Eukaryota, Metazoa, Arthropoda, Insecta, Coleoptera, Curculionidae. The record is from RefSeq and is a predicted model, not a curated record.